AUGAUUCCUCUUACUGAUCCAAUAUUAAUCAUAUUUGGUACAUUUAUACUUCAUCAAUUAUUAUUUUGGAUUUAUAAUGGCAUUAUAUUACUUUUUACACAUAUCAUAUAUCCAAAUCGUUCAAAGGAAUAUAAAAUUCAAAAAGAUGUUUAUGUCGAUACAAAACAAGUUAAAGAAUGUGCAAAAACAGUCUUAAUAAAUCAAAUAUUUAUUCUUUUGCCUGCUCUUAUAUUGACUUGUCCAUUAUUUUUACAUUUGGGUGUUAAAUGGCAUAUACCAUUUCCUCCAUGGUAUCGAAUUAUGUUUGAAUUAAUUAGUUUUCUUGGUGUAACCGAAAUCUUUUUCUAUUACAGUCAUCUUAUACUUCAUUUUUCAUCUAUAUAUGAAUAUGUACAUAAAAAACAUCAUCGAUUUCGUGCACCUAUUGGUAUAGCAUCUGAAUAUGCACAUCCUAUUGAAUUUAUUAUAUCAAAUAUUGGUCCUGUUAUUGUUGGUCCAUUGUUAUUUCGAUCACAUUUAUUAACUACAUGGUUAUGGAUUUUUUUUGCACUUAUUGGCACAAUUAAUCAUCAUUCCGGAUAUCGAUUACCUGGUAUAUUAGGAAAUGGUCUUUCUAAUCCAGCUUUUCACGAUUUUCAUCAUGCACAAUUUACAAAUAACUUUGGUCUCUUGGGUAUACUUGAUCGAUUACAUGGAACCGAUAAGGCAUGGCAAGCAAAAAAGCUUAAACAACAAAAAAUAAAAAAUCGAGAGAAGUAA
Messenger RNA from Adineta steineri, 759 nucleotides. The record is from the annotation of a GenBank genome assembly. NCBI's taxonomy places the organism in Eukaryota, Metazoa, Rotifera, Eurotatoria, Adinetida, Adinetidae.